Messenger RNA from Hippopotamus amphibius kiboko, 393 nucleotides. It is a transcript of the gene TNP1, whose product is annotated as transition protein 1. NCBI's taxonomy places the organism in Eukaryota, Metazoa, Chordata, Mammalia, Artiodactyla, Hippopotamidae. The record is from RefSeq and is a predicted model, not a curated record. Bases 39 to 206 code for a protein of 55 amino acids. Gene Ontology annotation, biological process: chromatin remodeling; spermatogenesis; spermatid nucleus elongation. The transcript is spliced from 2 exons. Gene Ontology annotation, molecular function: DNA binding. Gene Ontology annotation, cellular component: nucleosome; male germ cell nucleus.
UGGGCUCUGCAAAGCCCCUCAUUUUGGCAGAAAGCACAAUGUCGACCAGCCGCAAACUAAAGAGUCAUGGUAUGAGGAGGGGCAAGAACCGAGCUCCUCACAAGGGAGUCAAGAGAGGUGGCAACAAAAGAAAGUACCGGAAGGGCAGCGUCAAAAGUAGAAAACGGUGCGACGAUGCCAGUCGCAAUUACCGCUCCCACCUGUGACUACAGCAGUGAGCGCUGCCCUGGUGGACUUCAAAUGACACCAGGCAGCAACAGAGAACAGGAGGGGGACUGCCGAGAAGACCUGAAGUUAGAUCAAAGCCAAAGAGCCUAUCAUGUGGAUAAAAUGCCAGUCGUGACGGAAUGAGGAAUUAUGUUUCUCCCCAACAUCUCAAUAAAAUUUGAAAAC